GCCGACCUUCAGCCCCCACCGCUGCGGCAUCGCCGCCCCGCCGCCCCUCCGCCGAGGCACCGCGCCCCUCCGCCCGGGCACACGCCAUCGCUUCGCGACCCGUCGCCGAGCCACCCGGUGUGAAUCAACCUAUCAUCUCUGAAUCAUCACUUUAAUCCUACUAACUUGACAACCAUUGUAUGCCAGCUUGUGUCAACACCAGACCUGAGGUGUUCCUGACCGACCAGAUCUUUUGGGAAUUUUUUGAAAAGGAAUUCUGGUGGCUAAAAGAUGUGCCAUGGAAUGGUAGCACCAAAGAGCAACACAGGAUUGUCUCUUGCCUUGACUAGCCAUGGGUUAUUUGUUUUGCUAGUUAUCUUCAGUACCUUUAUCUUGGAAACACAGGCCACAGGCUGGCUCAGCAAAUCCAAAGGACCUGCAUAUUGUCCCCAGCCACCACAGCCUGAGAAUGGAGGCUAUAAAUGUCACCCUAGCCCCUGCAACAACCCUCUGACUUCAGGGAGUGUCAUAGAGUAUCUGUGUGUUGAAGGCUACAUGCUGAAAGGAGACUAUAAAUACCUGACCUGCAAGAAUGGGGAAUGGAACCCAGCCAUGGAAGUCAGCUGCAGACUUAGCCCAGAAAAGGACUCUCCUCCAACAAUUGGAGUCCCCACGCUGUCCAUAGUAGCCUCCACAGCAAGCUCUGUCGCCCUGAUUCUGCUCUUAGUUGUGCUGUUUGUGUUGCUGCAGCCAAAGCUGAAGUCAUUCCAUCAUAGCAGGCGAGACCAAGGUGUGUCUGGAGAUCAGGUCUCCAUCAUGGUGGAUGGUGUCCAAGUGGCCUUGCCAUCCUAUGAAGAAGCAGUGUAUGGCAGUGCAGGGAACUGCAUUCCACCCUCGGACUCCCGCGUGCAGAUCGUGCUCUCGGAGGGAGCUGGACAGAACGGAGCCAGGGAGGUGCAGCAGCAGCAGGACCAAGGGGCUCGCAGUGGCUUUGAAAGAGAAGAUGAAGCCCCCGGACAUUCUGGACUGUGUGAAGCCAGUGGCUCUCAACGCUCUGAAACUGUUCUUGUGCAUCAGGCUGCUACCUCUUCCUGGGUAGCUGGCAUGACUGGCAAUAGAGCUGUACACAAAGAGGUCCAAGAUUCAGAAAGCAGUGAUAUACAGAGCCUUUUAUCACUCACUUCCUCUGAGGAAUACACAGAUGAUAUUCCCUUAUUGAAGGAAGCAUGAGGCCUGCUGUGUUUGUCUAAGCCUUGUCCCUCUUGGAUUUCUUCCUCCUCCUCGUCUCCCCCUGCCUUUGGGACAGAAGCACUCUGUGCAGCCUUCCCCGUCCUCGCAAGCUGUGCCCCGGAUACCUCCAAGUAGAGAUGCCCUCAGCUGAAGAUCCAAAGGAUGUUGCCAGGUUGCCUCCUGGAUGCACCAGUGGAGUUGGUGCAGAGCUGGCUUCCCCAUUCCAUCUGCAUCAGGGGCUCAAAGAACAGAGUGGAUUUGAGCUCUUCUCUUCUCCUCUCCCCUUCCCCAGCCAGAUGUUUGACAGCAGUCUCUGAAGAGCUGCUCUUUCUUGUGCCUUUCUCCUCCUCACACCGGCUUGUUGCAGCUUAUCAGCUUCUCCAGCCCUUCUGCUGUCCGGAGAGCAAGGGCUAAAACCACUUGCUCCCUGGGUGCAGACACAGUUUAUAUAUACACCAUAUAUGUUAUUUAGGCUCUUCUUCCAGCAUCCUCUUUGUGAUAGAACAGGACAAAACGCCUCGAUGGGACUGAAGCUGGGCUUGGGAGGUAUCCCAGUUGAGGGGCAGCUCAUGAUGUCUAGAAACAUCUCAAAUGAGAUGGGCUGUGCGACAUCUUAGCUGUGCAAUAACAGUUCAUUGAGGCGUGCUAGAGCACUGAAGGCUGAGAAGUCCAACUUGUAGGAAUGCCCUCUGACUCUUCUCUAAAAACAUCUCUGCAGGAACACAUUCCUGAAAAAUCACUUUUUGUCUUCUCCUUCCUCUAUCUGUGCAGCCCCCUUGGUUAUGCUGUGUUUUUAGAAGCUGGGACUGUACUGCCAAUAAAACAACCCUUUUAGCUCUGGUCUGGUGCCAGAGCAGCUUCUUAUCUUAGGUUGUAGAAGAGCCUUGGAGAAUGGCCAGUGGUUAGCAGGGUCCAGAAAGCUUGGAGGGUGUGAAUUCCACAUAAGCAACCAUGUGUUAACCAUGAGUUAGCCCUUUCACCGAGACAUCAGGACUGGAAGCAAAUUUGUGGCCCUGCUCUUAUACAUAAGCUGUAUGUCUCAAAGCUUUUUCAGUUAAGAUAGUUCUACAUUAAAGCCUAGAUUCCUUUUGGUCAGAUCUUCAGGCUGAGGUAACAUUUUAAGUGGUUUUGAAAAUAUUAAGAAAGAAAAAAUGCCUGUAGGUCAUGAAUGUCCAGUGCCAUUGGUACAAUCCCAGAUUACCUUUCCAGCCACACUGGGUACCUUGGUACUUGAAUCCUGGGUAGCUGCCAUCUCAGGGGCUAGUAUAUCUUCCCAGCUUCAGACAGCAAGAAUCUGCUUUAAACUAAUGGGCUUCAGUAGGCCCACAGAGAAGGGCUUCUUCCUUGUGGCUAGGUGUAAGCAGCAUUUAUAAAGUCUCCCAAAUUCAACAUGGUUGCCUGUUGCUGUGAGAGGAGGUCAGAUACAUUGACAGCAGUGCCAGAGGACACCAUAGCUUAUUCCUGAACCUAAGUUAUGAAGAUGGUUUCAAGUUCUGGUAGCAGGGAAAAGAAAAUCCAAAAAUAAGUAUACCUCUGUCGCCCAUGGUUAUCUGUAGCAGGUCAGAAUGUCCUGGUUGCUGUUAACAGGACUCUCAUUUUUCAGGGAGCCAUAUUUGUCUGGGGUAGGUGAUCCAAUCACAAAAGCAUCGUGGUGGUUGUAAGGUUCUUCACGAGGGUCUGGACACUGUGUUCCAUGGGAUUGGUUUCAGCAAGAACAGUUGGCUUCUUAGGUGCAUGUACCUUGUCAUAACUGUCUUGAAGUAGCUAGGAGAGCAUUUGCCCAGUGAGAAGCUGGUAAAUUUUUAUUUGAGUUGAAGGAGCAAAAUAUCAUGGCCUUACACAUCAUGUGGUAAUGUACAGGUAUAUAGGGAUGUUGUCUUUGCUGUUUUGCUUUUUGUUUGUGAUCCUCACCAUCCUCAUCUUUGUUGUUUCAGGAACAUGCUGUCACAGCAGUUGAUAGAAGUGACACAGCAUCUUCUUAUGUAAAUUCACUGUGGCUUAUCUCCAGUUCCUGGAAAUGGAGAUUGGCCACAGUAUCCAGCCAUGCACCCACUGCUCCUGUUCCUGUUAAGCUGUUGAAUCCCAGGACACCUGGGACAGCAUGUGCCUGUGGAUGGAAGAAUCCUAUUUUCCAUAUCCUUGUUUUAGAGGGAUAUUAUUAAGUUAAAAUGCAGUAUUUUAAACUUCUCUCCCUAUUGCUCAUGCUACCUUGCAUUAAGACAAUGAUUUGUUAAAUCCACUUUGGAUAUUUUUUGUUCAGUCUGGAUGAUGGAAAUUCCCCAUUGUUUUGCAGUGGGCUGUGGUGUCUCAGCUUCAAACAUUGUCGAGGAGCAAAUGUUCUUUGCACAUCUGCUGUUUGAAUUUUAGAAAAUAAAUGUUUCAGUUUUAACUCCUGCCUUGGAAAUAGUCUAAGCUUGAGAAAAUUGUCUCAUUCACUGCUUUUAUCCAGGCAGAUGGAGAGAUCAAGAGAGUGUAGUGGUAAGGCUGCGGGCGUGUGGAGUGAAGAAUAGGUGACUUUCCUGCUAUUUAAUCAACUCAGAGCAGAAGGAGAUGCUCUUUAAGGUCCUAUCUAUUCAAACUGACUCUUGCAAACAAGGUGUAGAAGCUAGGUACCUUGCAGCCUUCCUGCAAAGGAGAGUUGUUUCACUUAGUGUUUGCACUGGGUUGAUGGGAGAAUCCUGCGACGAAGCUGGAAGCUGAUCUUAAGGCCUGACCUUGCCCCGUGUGGCCCUGCCUCCUCAUUCUGCUGUUGUAAAGCACCAAGCUGCCAAUUCAAUUUAAAAAAUUCAAUUUGGGUGGAGAAGUAUGCACAGAAGAGGGAGUGCUUUAAUUUUGUUUCAUUUAUAGAAAUUGUAGGAAAUGGCUUUACUAAGGAGGGAGGGAAAUGCAGAGGUGGAGGGAAAUGUGCAAGCAUAGAUUUUGUGAUCAGGCAUAAACAGGCAGCUUCUGUUGGCAUGCUUGUGGGUAAACCAUCAGCUCCCAGGCCAGUCUCUGCUCAUAACCUCUGUUGAUUCUUAGAGAAAAGCCUGUCCCCUUCAGCAGCACCUGUGGGAAAUGGCCAUAAAGGACCCAUGCAAGCCACAACAGGAAAAACAAUUUAUGGGCAUCCCAUUCCUCUUGCCCACCUCCUCAGUUUUAGAGUUUAGUUUCAUAUAAAAUGAGGUGGAGUAGAUGGGGAGGAACCUGAAAGAUGUCAGCUUGACAGGUUUUUUUCAUGGAAAAAGGCUUCACUUUCCUGAUUAUCAAGUGAUUGUUAUUCAUGUCUGUUUUAAUUCUGUGGAGUCUGAAGGAUUAGGAAGUCUUCUAGGUGGAGAUCUAAGAAAAGCUAAAUUGCACAGUUGUGUCUUAUGGGAGCUAGGGCUGAGGCUUAAACAUCCCUCAGGUGUGAGCUUCUGAUCUAUCUCAGGAGUAGUCAUUACCUCUGAGCAAAGCUUGUGUCCUCUUUGGCUGCUGGCGAGCCUGGAUUGCUGUUGAGCCUGGAUCUCAUCAUGGGAACACAGGAGCUCAGUCUUGCAAAUUGCAACAUUUUUUCCUACCUAUGUCUGGCAAAAGAAUUCAAAGGGAGACAUUUUUUCUUAAUUUGGCACUCCUGAGAGAAUCAUCUCAUGUUCUGUCAUGCAUGCUGGAUCCUGUGAUACUCAAGAAGUUUAAAAUGAUUUAAGUACUUUGGAAAAAAAAACAGCACUUAUUUUAAAGAUUUUUAUUAUUUUUUUAAUCUGAUAGGUUAAAAAUAAUUGUAAAGGAAUUUCAGAAAUUCAGAGUACUAUGUGCAAUAGGAAAACCUCCCUGCUCCCUUUCAGUUGCAUAGUUGGUGUUUUUUAAAAAAAAAGAAAAAAAACCAAAAUGUAAUCAACUGCAGUGUUUACAACCCAAAUGUUGCAGAACUUGGACCAGUCUGAGAGAACCAGAAAGUGAAGCUGACUAACCCAUGGGGAAGCAGGGUGGUCUCCUGUCAGCAUCAUGGAGCUCAGCUCAAAUGCUCAUGUCAGAACCUGCUCCACCUUGGAAAGGGGGUCAACAACUCUGGUGAGAGAGAUGGGUUUGUGUGUCCUGGUUUUAAAUAGCUUGCAUCUCCCCAGCAUUAACUGCACAAGAGGUAAAAAAGUGAAGUCAGGAGGACAGCCCUGCUGCAGCAUGUGAGCCUGUGGGGUUGGUAGAGUUGAGCUAAAACUUAAUGAGUUUGGGAAGGAGAAGAACUCAAUGCAUUAUCCUUUUCCUUAACCAUCAGGGAACUUGCUGUGCAAAGGAAUGCUUACUCAGCAAGCAUGUUGCUUGCUGUUCACCUCUUGGACAUCUCUUCUCAGGUUUCUCCUUAGCCUUUGAGCAUGGUGAUCUGGUAUGGUGAUUCUUUUGAUGCAUCUGAAGCCUUGAUUUGGCCUUUCAUCACAUAGCCAGGCAUGUUAGGAAGAAAUCUGUUCCACUUGUUUUGAGAGUAAACAUCCUGAGAUGCUCCCAGAUGUGAGUGACUUGGGUCAGUAGUGAGGAGCACGACUAAGAGAGCAACAAGCUCAGCUACUGAAAAUGAUCCGGAAUGAGUAAGUCAUUUGCAGCACAGAAAAGGGAACACAAGGUGGGGGUAAGGAAGAGUUGUGACUGAAAACAGGUGUGCUGCAAGCUAAGGGGGGUUAAUGCAUUUAUGGAUAGGUUGUAAGGAAGCUUGUGCUUCGUUUUGAUGAGUUACCAGACACCAGCAGGCUUGCUGUAUAAAAAUAUUAACAUACAUCUGGUUGGACACACUGAGAUUUCCUUGUUGACCUUUUUAGAACAUAUUUGCAAAACCUGAUUUUACUGUUCUGGUAGCAGUUGUUUAAAAAAAAAAUCUGCCUUAUUACUCCAGAUAACUCAUUAAAUCAAUGUCACUUUCUGGUUUCUGUACGUAAAUGCAAUAAAUCCCAUCCAUUUUUGCACAUCCUGCCUCACCCUAUCCUCACCCUCCAGUCCUUACCAGGGAACUGCAGAUUGAACUUGCUCUUUGUGAAAACCUUGGCUGGCAGAAGAACUCCAUUAGCAAAUGCUUAUUCUCUAUGAUACACUUUGAAAGCACAGAGAGGUUUCAUAGAACAGACUUUAUUUUAAGGCAUAUUUUUAUACAGGAAAUAAGCCCUCUUUCAGUCCUUCAUCCUCUUCUCCUUCCCUUCCACACCAGGACAGAGCAGGCCACUUCCCACACUUCUCUUCAGGGCCGUGUGUUCAGCACUGCUUCCAAACUCAACCCUCUGCAGAUGGUGUAUGUGUAUACUCACCCACCAGAACAGGUUCUACUGAUGCUCUGCGUGUGCUUUCUGUAAGCUGUGCUUUUGCUCCUGUCCUGGGGUGUGCGAGGACAAGGCAACUGAGCUGUGCUGGAAGAGAUUUUAGUUCAGAGUCUCAAAUUUGCUUCCUUCCAAAAGAAAGCAAAGUGAAGCUGUCUGUGAAGCAGAUGUCCUAUGAUGUGGUGGGUAGGCUGCUGGUAGUUGCUUAUGCAAAUGCAAGGGGAGCUUGAUUGCCUUUGUGCAUUAAACUUUUCUUUCCUGUAUGUGUUCUCUUUUUAGCUGAAUUGCACCACUAUGGAAUUAUUUGCAGAAUGGUACUCCAUAUAUAUGUGGGAUUUAAAAACAAAACCAUAAUUGAUGCUGUGCAGGAUGUCAAUCGGUUUUAUUUUGCUUUAUUUUAUAUAUAUUUUCUGGUAUCCUGUACAUUGCAGUGGGUGUGAAGAUAGUAUUUUAAUAUUUGUACAAAGUUUAAUUUAAUUGUUCUAUGUAUAUAACUGCAUUUCUAAAUUAAAAAAAAAAAAAAAGUUCUUUUGAAGUGAA
Messenger RNA from Calypte anna (Anna's hummingbird), 7001 nucleotides. RefSeq names its product sushi domain containing 6 (gene SUSD6). NCBI's taxonomy places the organism in Eukaryota, Metazoa, Chordata, Aves, Apodiformes, Trochilidae. The transcript is spliced from 8 exons. Bases 271 to 1209 code for a protein of 312 amino acids. The record is from RefSeq and is a predicted model, not a curated record.